GGGCCUACAAAGAGCGGGGUAAAACGCCUCUUUAUAAAAGCCGGCGUUAUUCCCAUUGCUGAUCACAGACCUGCAGCGAAGCGACAGAACAAGCGAAUCGACAUGGUGUCCUGCAAGUCCCUCCUCGUACUUCUUGUGAUCCUAGCAGCCUUGUGCAGCCUCGUCGCCACCGAGUUCAGCAACGGAGGCUACGACCGUGGAUUCGGACGCUACGGAGGUUACGGCUAUGGAUACGGCGGUUACAGAGGUUAUGGGCGUGGAUUCGGAGGCUACGGAGACUAUGACCCUUGGUUCGGAGGCUACGGGAGCUACGGCCCUAUUUUCGGAGGCUACAGAGGUUACGGCCACGGAUUCGGAAGCUACGGAGGCUAUGGCCGUGGAUACGGUGGCUAUGGAGAUUACGGACGCUACGGAGGAUACGGAGGCUACGGAGUCUUUGAUCGUGGAUUCUACGUUUGAGCCAAGCAUUCGACGGCAAUGACAAAGUGAUAGUGUCCUCAACAGUCUACUGAAAUAUAUAAAAAAAAGAAAUAAAAAAGAAAUAAAAAAAAUAUUGCCUUA
Molecule: messenger RNA, 561 nt
Organism: Ixodes scapularis (black-legged tick)
Lineage: Eukaryota; Metazoa; Arthropoda; Arachnida; Ixodida; Ixodidae
Product: neuropeptide-like protein 31
Exons: 2
Coding region: 103-459 (118 amino acids)
Source: RefSeq, a predicted model, not a curated record